AAUAUAAUAAUUAACAGUACGAAUAUCAAAUAUAUCAUAAACAUAAUACCUAUUUUGUUCAUAAUUAAUUUUCUUAAACUAAGUCUACACAGUUUUCGGACGUAGCUGUUCACAUGCCCGAUGUCCUUGUCUUUAACUUGGCUCUAUAGUUAAUAGGACGCAGAGGUCAUCGAGUACAACGGUCUACUAUCUCCCAUAGAUCUUUGCUGACUACAUAAAAUCAAAAUUAGAAUGGAAAUAUAACUUUAUAACAAUCGAAAAAAUAUUAUCUUUGGUUUUUAAUGAAUUGUGAUACAGAAGAUAUUUGGUCAUUUUUCGAUUCCCUAAAUAUUUUCAAUUUAUAUUUGGCUUUACAUAGCAUAUAAAUAAAUAAAAUAAUACAUUUUUCACAACAAAAUGGUAAACAACAUUCAUCAGUUUUUGGAUCAAAACACUCCAAUCAAUGAACCGUUGAGAGGAAAGUACAAAAAAAGCUUUGGUUAUCAUUCACUAAAGAAUAGAAUGCCGGUUGUGUUUUCUGAAAUCAUAAAUUUAUUAAAAGCAGAAAAAUUUGAUUUGGAUAACAAAAAUGAAGUAAAUAAUACAGUGGAGGAAUUAAAACUAUUACUUUCUGAAUUGUUAGACAAUAAAUCUCUGCGGAAAGUUGAUGGUACUUCUACAUUAUUAUUAAUAUGGAACCAAAUAUUAGAUAAUAGAUUUAAAACGGACUCCUCAGUAACAUGGUUUGAAACAGAAUGGCUUUUCACUGAAAAUUAUUUGUACAUAAGAAUAAAAGAAAUUUUUGAAAAAACAGAAACAUUAAAAACUUAUGAUCCUUUCAAACAAAUGAAGUACAAAGCUUUUGCUGAAUCUGAGAAAACUAUGAUUACCAUUGCUGAAUUUUUAAACUCACAACUUUCUAAAAAAGAAUUAGAUAAUACAAAGUUAAAAGUUCUUUUCAUGCAAAUUUUAAAGAUUUGUUUGUGGGGUAAUAGAUUUGAUUUAUCUCUUAAUAUUGGAAAAUCAAAAAAUAUUACCGAAGAUCCGUUGGAAGCUAUAGCGUCAUUAGAUAAAUAUAUUUUAGCUGAUAAUUCAGAAGAAACAUGGAACUUUUUGAAUAAAUCAAACAAUAAAAACCCUAAGAUAAUUGAUAUUAUUAUGGAUAAUUCAGCUUAUGAACUUUUUACCGAUCUAUGUUUGGCAGACUAUUUUGUUACUUAUGGAUUAGCCGACGUUGUUGUUUUUCACGGGAAAUCUAUACCUUGGUUUGUGUCAGACGUGACAAAACCAGAUUUUGAUAAUUUUCUAAAUCGUUUACAGAAUGAAUGUUCUUCAAAGUCCCUUCAAGAUAUUGGCAAGAAAUGGAACAGUUACUACAAAACUGGUAAAUUUGUAAUUGAGUGUGAGGACUUUUGGACUUUGCCACAUUGUUAUUCUGCAAUGGCCACUGAAAAUUCCGAGUUGUACAAUAAAUUAUCUUGUUCCCAAUUAAUUAUUUUUAAAGGUGAUUUAAAUUACCGAAAAUUAAUAGGAGAUAUAAAUUGGUUACCAUCAACCACAUUUAAAGAUGCUUUAUGUGGAUUUCAGCCUACAGCAAUUUUGGCCUUACGAAUUUUAAAAUGUGACUGUAUAUGUGGCCUUAAUUUGGAUUAUGAAAAUAAAAUUAGUGAAAACGACAAGGAUAAUAGUGAUUAUCUUUCAUCCACCAAUUAUUGGCAAACUAAUGGCAAAUAUGCUGUUGUGCAUUUUAGCAAAUAGUUUUCAUUGAUACAUUUGUUAAACUAGAUUCAGUUAGUCAAUUUUACUAUUAAAUAAAAAUUAAAUAUUUUUAUUGAAUUAAUAUU
Messenger RNA from Sipha flava (yellow sugarcane aphid), 1823 nucleotides. RefSeq names its product protein-glutamate O-methyltransferase-like. Lineage: Eukaryota; Metazoa; Arthropoda; Insecta; Hemiptera; Aphididae. Gene Ontology annotation, cellular component: nucleus; cytoplasm. The record is from RefSeq and is a predicted model, not a curated record. Gene Ontology annotation, molecular function: phosphatase activity. Bases 397 to 1737 code for a protein of 446 amino acids. Gene Ontology annotation, biological process: DNA damage response. The transcript is spliced from 9 exons.